Molecule: messenger RNA, 2850 nt
Organism: Adineta steineri
Lineage: Eukaryota; Metazoa; Rotifera; Eurotatoria; Adinetida; Adinetidae
Source: the annotation of a GenBank genome assembly
AUGGCAUUCGAUCAUCGUCAAGUAUUAUCACUUUUAGAUGAUUUAAUGAAACCAAUAUCAACAGUAAAAAUUUCUGCUCAAGACGAAGAACAACAACAAAUUUUAACUAUUAAUCUAAUCUUUUCCAAUGCUUGUGAACGUUUUCUAGAAACUAGUACUUCACUUGAUUUAAACAUAUCACUAAACAAUGAUCAACCAGCAUAUUAUCGUUAUUUACAAAUUCAUUUAACUCUUCUUGAAAAACUUCUUUCAUAUGAACAAACACAUCUUUCAUCACAUAUUCCAUUAUUUAGUAUUCAAGAUGAAUCGAUACUUUCUCGUUCAUUAUCAUUUGUUAUUUUUCUUGGUUUAGUUCUUUAUUUUGAUGAAGGUAUUUAUUUAUCCAUAGAAAAUUAUCUCAAAAAUUCUAUUACAUCAAUUCAUUUUCUAAAACUUAAAACAAAUUUAACACAUCAUGAUCGAAUGUUUUAUCUUCAUGAAACAUUAAAUUGUUUUAUGAAAUGGAUAAAAACUACAAAUAUAAAUUCUUAUAUUACACAACGUUUAUGUACUUAUCAUUUAUUAGAAAUUAUUCUAAGUCAUUUACAAUUACUUUAUUCACCAAAUUUAAAAUAUUCUCAAAUAGAAUUUUCAUCCGAAAAUCUUCUUUAUCUUCAAACAAAUUUUUCCAAUCUAUUCAUACAACAAGUUAUGCUCUUAAAUCGAUUAUUAUCAACAACAAUUAAUAGUCCUAGUUGGCUUAAAAAACGUUGUGGAGAUAUUUUAACAUCAAUAUUAAUUCACCCAAAUAAUCAUGGUAUACGUCAAAUAUUUCAAACAAUUUUUGAUUCAACAACACCGAAUGAUCGUUUAUAUACCUCAAUGUCACAAAUACUUUCAACAUGUCCGAAAGAUAUUCAACCUGAAGAAUAUAUUCAACGUAUUAAAUUUCAAUUAAUUGAACUUAUUCAUGAUAAACGUUAUAUGCCUAUAAUAUGUAUAUCAAUAAAUCAAUUAUUUAAAAAAUAUCCAAAAGUAAUUGAAAAGGAAAUUUUCUCCAAUUUAUUUCAACCUUUAAUCUCAUGUCAAAAUCCUUUAAGUGAACAAAUAUGUACAGAAGAACAAUUGAAUUUAUUUAUAGAUGAUUUAUAUAAUUUAAUAAGUAUAAAUUCAUAUGAACAAAUACGAAUUUAUUUAUAUGAAAAUUAUUUAAAAGAAUUUAUUAAUAUUUAUCUUGCAUUAGAACAAUCAUUAUCAGUAUUAAAAAUAAAAUUUUUUAAUAUUUUAACAAUUCUAUUCUCAUCGAUUGAUAUGGAAAUAUGUAUUGAUUAUUUUGAAAAAUUUUUAUUUCAUAUGAAUUUUUUUUCAUUAAAAUUUCUUCCAAAUGAUUCAUCAAAUUUUAAUUUAAUUCUUGAAAAAACUUCGGAAUAUUCAUUAGAAAUAUUUUGUCAAUUAAUAAUUAAAUUAUUAUUUUCUAUUGAAAAUAACGAAAGAUUGGUUGUUAAAUUCUUUCUUCAUUUAUUACAAUUAUUAGUAACAGAUAAAAAUUUAAAUCAAUCAUUUAUUUGGACAGAAAAUGAAAAACAAACAAAUAUAAAACAAUUAAAAAUUAUGGAAAUCUUAAAAUAUAUUAUGGAAUAUUUAACAGAACAUAUUGAUAUAUUCAUUAAAAAUGUUGAUGAUACAAUUAAAGUUAUUCAGAUUAUUCUUGAAAAAAUAACCAAAACAUCUCAAGAAAAAUCAAAAAAUAAAUUUUUGAUUAAAACAACCGAUGAAGAUGAUGGUGAAGAAGAAGAGGAAGAUCUAUCAUCUGAUAAUGAAGCAUUACAAAUUAUUUUUACUAUUGCAUCAUUAUUAAUAACACAUUAUGAUCAAUUAUCAUCUGAGAAUAAACAAAUUCUUGCUUCACUUUAUUCAUCAUUCGUAUGGAUUGAACAGAAUCAUUCAAAUACUGAACUAUGUCAAUUAGCUCAUGAAUUAUCAAUGGCUUUCGUAACAUUUGGUGCUGUUAAAGAAAUUUCCAAUGAAAUCAAAUCAAAUUUAUUAAUAGAAGAAAUAAAUAAUGAACGUGAUUUACGUGCUGAAACAUAUGAAAAUGCUUUUGCUUGUUUAUCCGAUCCAAGUAUACCAAUACGAGCACAUGGUUUAAUAUUAUUUCGACGUUUAAUUGAACGAUCCGAUAAAGAAACAUUAUUAAAAAUUCAAGAUAAAAAUUUAAGUUUAUUAAAACAUUUUCAACAACAUUUGCAUGCAGAAGAUUCCUAUGAAUAUUUAGCAGCUAUUAAUGUUCUUUGUGUAUUAGCAAAUCAAUAUACAGAUGAAAUUUUACCAAAACUUUGUAAUGAAUAUAUAAAUAAAAAUCGAAAAUUAGAAGAUAAAUUAAAAGUUGGAGAAAUUCUAGUUAAAACAUGUCGAAUACUAGGUGAUAUGUCAACAAAAUAUUCAUCGUUAUUAAUCAAUACAUUCCUAAAUGCUUCAAGACAAAUCGAUGAUGAUAUAUAUCGUGCAAGUGCAUUAUCAAAUCUUGGUCAACUAUGUACUGUUCUAAAAUAUUCACUUUCAAAAGAUCUUUCUGAAAUCUUAAUUGCUUUAAAGAGUUAUCUAUCAAUAUUUGAAUCUUGUGAUGUACGACGUGCAUCAAUUCUUGUUUGUGAACUUCUAUGUCAAUCACUUGAGCAAUCAACAUGGUUAACAGUACUCGGCAGUGAACUACCAUCAUUUUAUCAAUUAAUUAAUCAUCUUUAUAAAACUGAUAAAGAUGAUAUAGUACGUCUACAUGCACAAAUAGCACUUGAAGCAUUAAAUUCAAUUUGUCGAGAUUAUUUACAACCACCAGUAACAUUAGAAAAAAAAAUUCGUAUUCUAUCAUAA